Messenger RNA from Rotaria sp. Silwood2, 194 nucleotides. The record is from the annotation of a GenBank genome assembly. Lineage: Eukaryota; Metazoa; Rotifera; Eurotatoria; Philodinida; Philodinidae.
AUGGCUUCAUCAUUAUCAUCAACAGCUACAAGCUUCGAACAUUUUGGUCACAAACUCUAUUCGACUGUCAGUAAAAAUAACAAAGAUCAAAAUGUAUUUCUUUCACCAGCAAGUAUUGCUCUUGCUAUGUCAAUGUGUACAGUUGGUGCUCGAAAAGAAACAUUAGAUCAAAUGUUACAUGCUCUUGAUGCAUC